Candidula unifasciata is the source of this 172-nucleotide messenger RNA. The record is from the annotation of a GenBank genome assembly. NCBI's taxonomy places the organism in Eukaryota, Metazoa, Mollusca, Gastropoda, Stylommatophora, Geomitridae.
UUUGACAGCCACAUGUGCUAGCAUUGGGGCAGCAGCCAUCCCAAGUGCUGGCUUGGUUACCAUGGUGAUGGUAUUAACCUCUGUGGGACUUCCAGCAGACGACAUAAGUCUGAUUCUGGCUGUUGAUUGGUUCCUGGAUCGUUUCCGCACAGCCACUAAUGUUCCUUGGUGA